Molecule: messenger RNA, 2637 nt
Organism: Orbilia oligospora ATCC 24927
Lineage: Eukaryota; Fungi; Ascomycota; Orbiliomycetes; Orbiliales; Orbiliaceae
Exons: 4
Coding region: 1-2637 (878 amino acids)
Biological process (GO): regulation of DNA-templated transcription; DNA-templated transcription
Cellular component (GO): nucleus
Molecular function (GO): DNA-binding transcription factor activity, RNA polymerase II-specific; DNA binding; zinc ion binding
Source: RefSeq, a predicted model, not a curated record
AUGUCAGGAGAAACCCUACCCGACGCUCCGGCGCCGAAUACCAACAGCGAAGUCAGACGAGAAAGUGCCGACGGAGGAGAUGCCCCUCGUCAGAAGAGAAUCGCUUGUGUUGUCUGUCGCAAACGAAAGCUCAAAUGCGACGGCGCAAGGCCGGCUUGCGGUACUUGCUCCAGACUCGGUCAUAACUGUUCGUACGAUGAGGUACGGCGGAAGAGUGGUCCUAAACGAGGAUAUGUCAAAGCAUUGGAAGCCCGGCUGGCCCAGGUGGAAACCCUUCUAAAAACACAAGAUGGCCCCGGCGACACCCCUCCUAUCAACAAGAUCGAAUCCAUGGGCGCCAUGCCCCAGCACAGUCUUAAUUUCUCCAUAUCCAACGUCGCCGAUUUCCAAGAGGUCCUAGCGAAGAAGAAACAAAAUGAACAGCAGCAGCGACAGCAGGCGAAGGCAGCAAAACCUGCCCCCCAAGCCGCUUUCAACGUUGAUGAUAUACAGCCUUUCACAAAUAUUCCAGAUUACCGUGGGUUCCCCGAAACUGGUAUGGAUCAUGCUGGCACUGGAGGGUUUGGAGUUGGAAUGCAAGACCCUGGACUUUCGUGGGAGAUGGUACAGUUGGGUAUCGACGAGGCACUGCCGGAUCAACAUAUCAUCGAUGACUUGCAUGAUAUAUACUUCUCCAAAGUUGCGCCUUACGGACCUAUAAUCCACAAAGGUCGAUACCUCGCCAGUCUAGAUCUAGCACCUCAGCUACGCGCACCAAUAUGCUUGCGAUACGCCAUAUGGAUGAUGGCAGCUUCCGUUUCCGAUCAAUAUUCAAAUCUACAAACAGUUUUCUACCGACGCGCAAGGAAAUACGCCGAGGAGGCCGAAAUGAAGGGACACGGUGAACAUAUUGUCACCGUACAGUUCGCUCAAACUUGGGGGAUUUUGGCAACAUACGAGUACAGACUCAUGUACUUCCCUCGAGCCUGGAUGUCAGCAGGAAGAUCGGUCAAGUUAUGCCAAAUGCUUGGAUUGAAUCGAUUGGAUGGGGUUGGUCUCGAUGUUAAGCAGUGUAUCGCCCCACCAAAGGAUUGGACGGAACUCGAGGAACGGCGAAGGACGUUUUGGAUUGCGUUCUGUACGGAUCGAUAUGCAUCAAUCGGAACGGGUUGGCCUAUGCAGAUAGAUGAAAGGGAUAUUAUGACACAUCUUCCUUCGUCAGAUGAAGCUUUUGCAUCUGGACGGGCGACGAAAUCCUAUACCCUGAAAGAAGCUCUUACACCUGGUGGUGCUCCCAGUCUUUCUUCAUAUGCCGGUGUUAUUAUUAUGGCGGCACUGAUUGGCCGUAACCUCUUACAUCUUCACCGUCCCGACGAAGGUGAAGAUGACUCGGAUUACGAAAAAGGAGAAUUCUGGAGACGGCAUAGACACAUGGAUAACAUUCUACUCAAUACUGUCAUGUCACUUCCACCGCAUUUCAAGCUUCCGAAUGGGAUAAUGGAUCCGAAUAUUGUGUUUACAAACAUGAAUAUUCAUACCUGUACGAUAUGCCUGCACCAGGCAGCGAUUUUCAAAGCCGACAAAUUCAAACUCCCUUCAAGCGUCUCGAAAGAAUCGAAGUAUCGGUGUGUUUCUGCGGCGGCACAAAUAACAGCAAUUAUGAAGAUGAUUGGUAGUCAAGAUAUGACAGCGAUGAACCCGUUUGUUUCCUUCUGUCUUUACGUAGCGGCAAGAGUCUUCGUUCAGUACCUGAAGAGCAAUCCGAAUGACGAGAACAUCCGCUCAUCUUUGGAUUUCCUUAUCAGUGCCAUGGGUCAUUUGAAGAAAUUGAACCCAUUGACUGAGUCCUUCUUGGUACAAUUGGAUGUCGAUAUGAUCGGAUCCAUGGACACACCCUCGAACCAGGCGAAGUUCCCGUACGGGAUGAAGAAGGGAGUAGUAAGUGAAUGUUUUCUUAAAACACUAGAAAGAGGCUUAGAUGGAGUGAGUCCUUCUGAAGUGGCUUUGAUAAAACAUGACACACAGUUACUUAUGUCUUUUGUCGACAUACAGGCUGAAAUAUACGUCCCGCGUGAUGGAAAAGCGUUCGACGGAAACACCUGCACACCAAGUGGAUCUUCGAACACCAACGGCAAGAGUCCUUCCGAAGCUGAAGACCCGCCGACAUCUUCGCCAUUCUUCACCUGUAAUAGGACAAUAAUGAACAUCACCAUUGAAAAGGCCGCUCGAGAGAAGGAGGCUCAAAGAAGAGGGCCAAGCUCAGUCUCUCCAACUUCGACUUUGGGAUCGAAUCACACAUCACCAUCUAUGGACCUUAGCGGCUCAAAUGAACACUCUAGUCAUACAUCACCGUCAAACAACAGCGGACUCUCACCAAUCGAGGAGAUGGUUACAAUAUCUUCGCACGAUUACUUACAACAGCAGCAUCAACCUCCCCAAACAACUAGUCUUUCAGGAUUCGAUUUUGGCUUCGUGCCUAGUGUUGUAUUGGGGACGGGAACCGGCUUGACACCGAAGGAGUUCUCGAACCCUACCCUACAGCCCGAUGCAUUCGAUAUCAACUCUCUGACGGUGGAACAGCAGGACGCAAUGUUUACGGAAAUGUUGGCGAUGAAUUCGCCGUCGCAGUGGAUGAAUGGGUCGAAUUUAUACCAGUGA